AUGGGACCAAGAAAGGAGCACCGUUCUAGUCGUGAUCGACCCAGUCAUCGUAGCCGCAGCCGAAGCCGUUCGCCUCAUCGCUCACGAUCUGAGUCUAGCCACAGAUACAGAGAUACGAGCCCAGACCUACGUGAUAAGAGAUCCAGUCGCAAACGACAUCGACGACGCUCGCGAUCACCACGUAGUUCAAGGUACAAAAGCUCAUCUGAAAGAUCGACAUCAUCCUCGUCGUCUUCCUCGUCCGAGGACGAUUAUUCAUCCGAUUCGGAAGACGAGAAAAGAAGAAGCAAGAAACACAAGAAGCAUCGUAGCAGCAGCAGUAGUAGCAGUAAAAGGCACAAAAGUUCAAAGCACCGUGGAAGUCGCAGUGGUGAUAGCAAACGAAGUGAUCGAGAGCGGCGUAGUGCUAUUACGGGCAAAAAGAUCAAGCUUAAAGUACACAAGACUGCCGAUGACAAAGUGAGAGAUCAGAAUAGGUCCAACUUGUUGAAUUUCCUCAACUCUGCCUUUUAG
Molecule: messenger RNA, 513 nt
Organism: Lichtheimia ornata
Lineage: Eukaryota; Fungi; Mucoromycota; Mucoromycetes; Mucorales; Lichtheimiaceae
Exons: 6
Coding region: 1-513 (170 amino acids)
Source: RefSeq, a predicted model, not a curated record